AUGGCUCUGGGGUUGCUUGGGAUGGGAAGCGAGAAGCGGCAUUGGAACGUCUCGCUACUGAACGGGCGGGUUGCCGGCGCACAGACUAGCAUCAAGCUUCGCUGCACGUUGCAAGUCCAGGAGAAGAAAAAAAAAGGAGAUGGUGGGGGUCGCAGCCGCCGUCAAAUCGAGCUAGUCUUCACCAAGUCACCGUUUGUAAUUCUCGUUGCCCUUCCCAGCGAAACGGCGUCGGACUGUACCCACCUUUAUCCCCACGUCGGGGCCAGUCUCAAUGGCCCGCUGGGUCGGUCACCCGUUCGCCUCUUCCAGGGUCUUCCCCUAAUCAUCCCCGUUGCCUUCUCUUCUCACCCCCAGCCGUCUCCUUUCGCCGUGUCCUCCCUUCGCGACGGUAGCUUGAACAAGCAACAGGGGGAAGCCCUCAUACCUCGCGUUGAGUCAACUGCAACCGGUAACCGGGUCGCUCUUACCUGCUCUUUCGCAUUCCAAUUCAACGACUACCUGCCUUCCACACAAUUCAACGACACAAAAACUCUUCCUCCGGAAUCAGACGACUCGGCUCUGAUCACCACCUUCAUCUCAGCAUCUUGGGCGUAUCGUAAGAAGCAGCAGCAUACGGUGGCGCGCAACUGGAGACAUUAG
Sodiomyces alkalinus F11 is the source of this 639-nucleotide messenger RNA. RefSeq lists its product as hypothetical. The record is from RefSeq and is a predicted model, not a curated record. NCBI's taxonomy places the organism in Eukaryota, Fungi, Ascomycota, Sordariomycetes, Glomerellales, Plectosphaerellaceae. The coding region runs from base 1 to 639 and encodes 212 amino acids. The transcript has 7 exons.